Molecule: messenger RNA, 769 nt
Organism: Rosa rugosa (rugosa rose)
Lineage: Eukaryota; Viridiplantae; Streptophyta; Magnoliopsida; Rosales; Rosaceae
Product: precursor of CEP9-like
Exons: 1
Coding region: 88-540 (150 amino acids)
Biological process (GO): root development; regulation of root development; regulation of leaf morphogenesis
Cellular component (GO): extracellular region
Molecular function (GO): hormone activity
Source: RefSeq, a predicted model, not a curated record
UUUGGUUCCCUUUCAGCUAGAUUGAGUUUCUCUGAUCAGACACCAAAUUCAACCAUCAAUCAGUACUAUUCAUUCUCGUUUCCAGAUAUGGAAGCUAAAUGUGCUAUUCUUUUUGCCCUAAUAGCAUGCCUUGAAAUUGUGUCUAUUGAGGGAAUAAGGCCCUUUUGGCCAGAAAAAAAAAUUGCAGAGACGAUCGUCAUCGAUACCAUUGAAGCUAACUAUAAAAGAGAAUUGGGAGAGCAAAGCAGCCAUCCCAACAACUUGAAGGGAGAAGUCAAAAGUGCAGUGGUGAAGAAUCAAGGACACUUCGGUAAGUCAGGAACUGCAGCAUACAAUGACGAAGAAGAUUUUCGACCUACAACACCAGGUAACAGCCCCGGUGCUGGUCAUAAGUCAUUACAAGGCAGCGAACCAAAGACACUAGUGGGUGUUGGGAAGUAUUUUGCUACAGGAACGAAAGAAGAUUACCGGCCAACCCAACCUGGUCACAGCCCUGGUGUGGGCCAUGCUCUUCAAGAAAAUGUCAAACCAAGGCCAUAGACGUACAGAAUAGCUGGCUUCCUCUGUGUGUGAUAUGUAAUUAGUGUCAUUUAUUUAGCUUCUACAGUACAGUUACCCUAGCUGUGCAUAGAAUUAUCUUUCUUCCUUGGUUUCAAGUCAUAGGGUAACUGUACAACAAUUUAGUUACUUAUAAGUAACUAGAUUGUUGUGUAUUUAUAUCUCUAUAUCAUAUUAUAUAUGCUUUCUUGUGAUAAACUGAUCGAUAAUA